AUGGAGCAUGUCAUAGAGGUAAAGAUGCUAAUGAUAGGCAGUCUUACUAGUUUUCUACAUGAUGGUUUUUUUUUCACAUAGGUUGCACAGGUACUCUACUUGUACACCCUAGUCCAUCCUUUCUUACUGUGAAUGCUAUACUAUGCGCUGCUCAAACAAUUUGGCCAUGACCUUAAGAAUAAGAAAUUGAAUAGGUCUCUCCUAUUUAGCUUGGCUGUACACAAUAUGAGAAUGUGGCUGCCAUCUGCAUUGAUAAACUCAAUAUACUCCACGUGAAUUUUGGAAAGCACGCAGUGCCUAAGUUGCAUAUAUUCUCCCUAUGCUUCAAAAGUUGCAGUGAGGCAUGUGCAGUGCAUGGUUUGAAUGCAUAUUAUGAGAGCUUCUGCUGUCAUAUGAACCAGGAUUUGUACAGUAAUUAGGCUUUGCUAACAUUUCAAGCAAGAAAAGGUUUUGAGAAUGUCUCCUCCUUGUGAUCUGGAUGAACCUUCUGCACCCACAAAGCUCGGUUUUCAAAUGCAAGCAGCCCUUAUGCAUGUACGAUGGACGUACUCUAUUUUCUGGCAGAUGUCUCAGGAAGGGUUGCUGGUUUGGAGUAAUGGAUUCUACAAUGGGGAUGUGCAUACAAGGAAAGUGGAUCCCAGGAGGUCACAUGAAGAGGUUUGUGGUGAGAGAAGUGUGCAAUUGAGAGAAUUGUUCAAGUCCUUGUCUGGUAGAGAGAGUAAAAGUGAAGUUGAAAAUGGUUGCACUUCAAUACUGGUUCCAGAGGAUCUUACAGAUGCCGAGUGGUUCUACUUGCUCAGCAUGUCUUACGAGUUCAAGCCUUCCAUGGGAUUACCCGGUUUAGCACUAGAAACACGGAGUCCAGUGUGGUUGAAUAAUCCUAGUGAAGCAGAUAGCAAAAUGUUUAAGCGAAAUCUUCUUGCCAAGAGCUCUGGAAUCAAGACUGUCGUUUGCUUUCCCUUCGCUGACGGCGUACUAGAAUUUGGCAUCACGCAACAGGUACAAGAAGAUCCAGAUCUUACGGAACACAUUUCAAGCUUUUUCAUCGACGUUUUAUAAGGAUUGGAAGGUUACAUAGUCAUAAAUGCCAUUGUCCAUCACUGAUGAAAACUGCUAUAAUAUUUUGUACUGCAAAUGUUCAUAAUUUUUUAUAGGGAAUUUCAAAGUACUCAAUAUGUAAUUAUUAUUGAAGC
Molecule: messenger RNA, 1193 nt
Organism: Cryptomeria japonica (Japanese cedar)
Lineage: Eukaryota; Viridiplantae; Streptophyta; Pinopsida; Cupressales; Cupressaceae
Product: truncated basic helix-loop-helix protein A
Exons: 6
Coding region: 457-1059 (200 amino acids)
Source: RefSeq, a predicted model, not a curated record